AUGGUGUUGCGCAUUCUUCGCUUGGUGCUCAAUUUGGUGCUGGCACUUCCAGUCGCUCACGCUGUGCGCACAGCAGUUGUGUUAGAAUCCCCUGAGCUGCAGGAAACACACUCAAAAUUCUUCAAGCUACUUGAAGAUCGUGGCCAUCAAUUGGUAUAUUUUUCUGGUGAGGAGAAGCAGCCACUUAAGCUGGAAAGUUAUGGAGAGCGCACAUACGAAAAUCUGGUGCUGUUUACGCCCCAAAAAGCGCUAGACUCCCUGCGCAAAUCGAACCUAAUGCAGUUUGUAGAGAAGGGUGGUAAUGUCCUUUUAGCAGCUGGCAAGAAAUUGACCAAGGUACAGCGCGAGUUUGCGCUUGAAUGCGGCGUCGAGUUUGAAAAAAAGGGGAAUGUUGUGCUUGACCACGUCAACCCUAUUGCUGACGACGAUGAUAUUUACAAUUCGGUGAUAGCUGCGAUAGAUUUCGUCCCUUCAGAGCGUGUGGUUGGAUCGCUGGCCGGUAAUCCUAGACCCGUCGCUUUUUCCGGUGUUGGUAUGUCCCUCGAGCCGAACAAUAUCUUGGCCUUUCAUGUGCUGACGGCACCAACCACCGCGUACUCAGCCAACCCGGUCAAGCCCAUUACAGAAAAGAUUGUGUCUAGUGACCUCCUUUUCGGAAAUCAAAUUGGCCUCGUUACUGCCGUCCAAAGCCGCAACAAUGCCCGUCUCGUCUUCAGUGGCUCGCUCGACCUUUUUAGUAACAAGUAUUUGAACAACAAGACUUUUGCUAAUGCCGAGUUUACCGAACACGUUGUCAAGUGGGGAUUUCAGGAAAGCGGUGUGCUGCGGAUGACGAAUGUGAAACACCACCGUGCCGACGGCUCGCAACCUGCCAAAAUGCUGAGCGAUGCGAAUCGUGGUGACCAGCCAAUCACGCUUUAUCCGGAUGCAGAGGUAGCGCGUGACUCACUUGUGUACCGUGUAAAGGACAACUUGACAUACUCGUUGGAUCUUCACGAGCUAAAGGAUGGAAAAUGGGUUCCAUACAAAGCAGAUGAUGUCCAGCUCGAAUUUGUCAUGCUCGAUCCUCAUGUACGCACGACGAUGAAUCACAACGAUCAGGGUCACUUUUCGGUGACUUUUGAGGCGCCCGAUGUGUAUGGAAUCUUUCUCUUUCGUGUGAUGUAUCGCCGUCUGGGUCUUUCUACGAUUUUCACGACUACUCAGGUUUCGCUUCGACCAUUUAAACACGACGAGUAUGAAAGAUUUAUUCCUGCGGCGUAUCCCUACUAUGCCUCCGCCUUCUCGAUGAUGACUGGCGUGUUCCUCUUUAGCGUGUAUUUUUUGUUCUACGAUGGAAAAAAGUAA
Messenger RNA from Plasmopara halstedii, 1347 nucleotides. Its product is annotated as RxLR-like protein. The transcript is spliced from 2 exons. Gene Ontology annotation, cellular component: oligosaccharyltransferase complex; endoplasmic reticulum membrane. Lineage: Eukaryota; Oomycota; Peronosporomycetes; Peronosporales; Peronosporaceae. Bases 1 to 1347 code for a protein of 448 amino acids. The record is from RefSeq and is a predicted model, not a curated record.